AUGACAUCUGUCCCCAGCCUUUCACAACUAUCAGAGGAGACACUCAAGAAACUCCCACGACCAGGUAAUGACUUUGAUAUUCACGAAGGAAAACUCCUGGCGCCGAUACUCCGAACCCGCAUACCAGGAACCCCCGGAUCGAUCGCUGUCUUGAACCAUUUCAACGACUUCUUCAAACAAACAUUACCGGACUGGACAGUUGAGUUUCAGAAUUCGUCCGCCAGAACGCCUAUUAGCGGGAAUAAGGAGGUACCUUUUGUGAAUUUCAUAGCCUCGCGGGAUCCACCAUGGGCAUCAAAGGGGGACGUGGGAAGAUUGACUCUCGUCGCGCAUUACGACAGUAAAUACGAACCGAAAGGCUUCAUCGGUGCGAUUGAUAGCGCGGCACCGUGUGCCAUGAUUAUGCAUGCCAUGCGAAGCAUUGAUGCGGCUCUGACGCGGAAAUGGGAUGAUAUGCAAGCAAAGGGCGAUGGGCUGGAUUCGGGGCUUGAUGCACAUACGGGGAUUCAAGUGCUCUUUCUCGAUGGAGAAGAGGCUUUCAAGACGUGGACAGAUUCGGAUUCAUUAUACGGGUCACGAUCGCUUGCGGAAACGUGGGAUGAGACGACACAUUCGGCAAUGUCAAUAUUUCGGACACCUUUGUCUUCUAUAUCGCUGUUUAUGCUGCUUGAUUUAUUAGGGUCGAAAGACCCUACCAUACAAUCUUACUUUCCCACAACGCACUGGGCUUAUCAGAACCUUGCAAGCUUGGAAGGACGACUCCGGAAUCUAAAGCAGUUCAAAUCUUCGCCGAAUUACGACAUCAAAUCUGGACACGUAGACGAACCACAGUGGCUCGUCGACGCCGAGAAGAGCGAGCAUCUUCUCAAGAGCUGGACCGCUAUUCAGGAUGACCAUGUCCCAUUUAUGCGCCGAGGAGUAGACGUUCUGCAUAUUAUUGAUACACCUGGCAGGGCGAACUUUCCGACUGUCUGGCAUACCAUCCAUGACGACGGCGAACAUCUCGACCUUCCGACAGUCGAAGACUGGAGUAUGCUUAUCACGGCAUUUGCUGCAGAAUGGAUGGAGUUGGAGGGGUACUUCGAUGCGCAGGAUGCCGCCGAGAAGAUGUAUAUUCGGAAAACUGAAUUGUAA
Molecule: messenger RNA, 1134 nt
Organism: Talaromyces stipitatus ATCC 10500
Lineage: Eukaryota; Fungi; Ascomycota; Eurotiomycetes; Eurotiales; Trichocomaceae
Product: glutaminyl cyclase, putative
Exons: 2
Coding region: 1-1134 (377 amino acids)
Molecular function (GO): glutaminyl-peptide cyclotransferase activity; zinc ion binding
Source: RefSeq, a predicted model, not a curated record